Messenger RNA from Salvia miltiorrhiza (redroot sage), 1062 nucleotides. RefSeq names its product sister chromatid cohesion protein PDS5 homolog C-like. Gene Ontology annotation, biological process: DNA repair; mitotic sister chromatid cohesion. Gene Ontology annotation, cellular component: nucleus; chromatin. NCBI's taxonomy places the organism in Eukaryota, Viridiplantae, Streptophyta, Magnoliopsida, Lamiales, Lamiaceae. The transcript is spliced from 6 exons. The record is from RefSeq and is a predicted model, not a curated record. The coding region runs from base 224 to 745 and encodes 173 amino acids.
AACUUUGCUUCGAUAUAGAAGUUGGUUGAUCUGUCGGUAUCAUAGAUGAUAGUAUUUUCCUUUUCUUUUUUCUGGUUGUUACCACUUAUCAUGAUGAGAUCCUCAGUGUAAAAAACCGGGUAUUGUGCAUCAUCCUUGUGGUGCUCUUGCAGUCCUAGGGGCAAGUUAGUUAUAGUUCACACGGCCAACUUAUUCAAUGUCUUGAUAGUUUUGGAUUUUACACAUGCUUUGUCUAAAAAAUAGCAAGAUUUUCUCACAUGUAACGUUCAUCACACACAGGUUUUAUGCAGGCACUGUUAAAGCUUUUGAUCCUGAAACAAAGAAACAUGAGGUUUUGUAUGACGAUGAUGAAAUAGAGUUCUUGAAUCUGAGAAAAGAAAAAUGGAAACUGUAUGGUGAUGAGCAGUCUCUACAAAAACAAGUAGCUUCAUCUCCUUCCAGAGAACUUAUCAAGACUAAAGAAAACACAAAAAGAAAAGUAGGCACGUUGAAGAAACAGCAACAGCAUCCUGCCUCAUCAUCUAAAAGAUCAAAAGGUGAAAGCCAUGCCCUCAGUAAAUCCGAAGACACUUCUUCACCUGGCUUUCAUCAAGUUGCUACUGAACUUGGCGAAGAGACUUGUGAACCAAACGCCUCAGCAAAGGAUGGUGGGCGGAAUCGUGUGGGCAAGGAAGAGUCUGAAAUUUUGAUCAAGAAAAUGCAGGGCGACCACAUCCAAGAAGAUGAAAAAAAUGCCUUUCCUUGACAAGAUUCAAUGGCUAGGACGAACCAUUAGCCCAUGAAGCUUCGAGCACGUGACAAGCCAGGAAGCAGCUGUAGCCGCCUUCUUUUAAUUGACACUUUAAUCCUUUGAUAGCUAUAGAGUUAGGUCCUGCUUCUUGCAGUUGCACAGGGUAUUUUGCUUGUGGUUUUGGGUCUUGGCGAGGGCCAAAAUGGCAAUAUCACCUUCUAGUUGGUAAUUCUCGUUCAUCAGUUUUUGUUUUUUAUUGUUUGAUAGUCACAUGCUUGUAAUCUGAAGAAACUAAUUUUCUAAGAAAUGAAAUUACACUUGGUAACUGAAAA